This is a messenger RNA of Nicrophorus vespilloides, 1941 nucleotides long. RefSeq names its product casein kinase II subunit alpha-like. Bases 210 to 1256 code for a protein of 348 amino acids. Gene Ontology annotation, molecular function: protein serine/threonine kinase activity; ATP binding. Gene Ontology annotation, cellular component: protein kinase CK2 complex; nucleus; cytosol. Gene Ontology annotation, biological process: protein phosphorylation. Lineage: Eukaryota; Metazoa; Arthropoda; Insecta; Coleoptera; Silphidae. The record is from RefSeq and is a predicted model, not a curated record. The transcript is spliced from 2 exons.
AAAUUAUUGGGCAGAGUAAGAUAUAUGAAGUCAGUCAUAGAAUUACUUGCAGCCAACGUAUAUUAAGUUAAAUGUAUGUGUUGUUGGGUAAACUAAUUUGUUUAAAUCCACUGACGUUUUGAUGUGUAAUAAAAUUAAACGUGUGAUUCAAACAGUUGAUGUUUAAUUUGGGUGUGCACUCGAAAGUUUAAGAGCUACAUCUUUCCCGGAUGGAUUCGCAAUCUGUCCCUGUCAUUAGUAAAGCACGGGUGUACGCGGAUGUGCUUGCAGACCGUGGUCCAGAGUUUUGGAAUUACGAAAACUUCAACCCAGAAUGGCACGAUGCUGACGAUUACGAAAUUAUUCAGAAAGUUGGCCGCGGCAAAUAUAGCGAGGUGUUCGAGGCACUUCAAACUUCUUCUGACCAACGGGUCAUUAUCAAGAUUUUGAAACCAGUGAAGAUGAGGAAAAUCAAGCGGGAGAUCAAGAUAUUGCAAGAACUUCGGGGCGGAGUCAAUAUUAUACGACUGUUAGGUGUUAUCAACAUCAAUAUGAAUAACACUGCACUUAUAUUUGAGCAGGUGAAGCAAGCGGAUUUCAAACAUCUGUACUUCAAUUUGUCUGAGUUCGAUACGAGAUAUUACCUGUACGAAUUGCUUAAAGCUCUAAACUAUUGUCACAGCAAGGGCAUCAUGCAUCGCGACGUUAAGCCACACAACAUAAUGGUGGAUAAUAGCAUGAGGCGUUUGCGACUUAUCGAUUGGGGUUUGGCCGAGUUUUACCGACCAGGUCAAGAGUUUAAUGUCAGGGUUGCUAGUCGUUAUUUUAAGGGGCCCGAGCUGCUCGUCGAGUAUGGCUACUACGAUUACUCGCUGGACAUGUGGUCCUUGGGUUGCAUGUUUGCUUCGAUGAUAUUCCGCAAAGAGCCCUUCUUCAGCGGCAGCGAUAAUUACGAUCAGCUGGUGCGCAUUGUUAGAGUUUUGGGUAGCCAGGGCCUCGACAACUAUUUGACCAAAUACAACAUUCAUCUGAAUCCGCAGUUUAAGGAGAAUUUGGGGCACCACAGCAAAAAGAAGUGGGAUAGAUUCAUCAAAACCGAGAACGAGUAUUUGAUAAAUGAUGAGGCUUUGGAUUUCCUGGAUAAGUUGCUAAGAUAUGACCAUAUGGAGCGAAUCACGGCUAGAGAAGCUCUGGAGCAUCCUUAUUUCUCACCGGUGAUCCGUGCCGCCACUCACAAAAACCCAAUUAUUGAUAGUGGAUCUUCGGAUACACCGUAAUUAUCCUGCAAGCCUUACCUUUUUCAACACAUGGUACAAAUUUCAUGUUAGAUUAUAUUAUUUACGUGUUAUUAUCAUAUUUUUGUAUGUGCAUAUUUAAGGUAUCUUUAACUACAUAAACUAAUCACUGGCUAUUUGUCUGUCUCUUUAUAUAUUAACAUAAAAAUAGACUUUGUAUAUAUUUACAAUAAACUCUUUGAUCCAUUUCACAUUAAACAUAAACAAAACAGAGGAGAUUCAAAUAGGUGUCAAACAGUGUGUCAAAUCUAAAUGUACUUGAUAAAGUUGUUAUUAACACUUAAUUCAAUGUAAAUAUAAUAUACAAGAAUAAUUUUGUUGUUGCAGUAGUAAAGACUUUACAAACACUUUGCUAUAGUAAUUUGUUUUCACUUUCAAAAAAAUACACAUUUUAUCAAAAUUAAAAAAAAACAACAACUAAAAACUAACGAAAGAAGCUUACCAAUUAGCAAAUAUUUAAUACAUUUUCGUCAACGUCAACCUUCCAAUUAAUUGUUAUUAACAUAAUAUAAUCAAUCUUCUUUAUAAAUCUUUCUUUAAAGGCACUUAUAGACUUUUGUUUCUUUUUAUUUUGGCAGAGAAUACGUUAAGUUUACUUCGAUAUAUUUCAUUUAAUAAAUAAAAAAUAGGAUAAAAGUUAUAAAACUUUAACUUAUUUCUCUUUGUA